Molecule: messenger RNA, 2682 nt
Organism: Scleropages formosus (Asian bonytongue)
Lineage: Eukaryota; Metazoa; Chordata; Actinopteri; Osteoglossiformes; Osteoglossidae
Gene: ddx4
Product: DEAD (Asp-Glu-Ala-Asp) box polypeptide 4
Exons: 22
Coding region: 322-2250 (642 amino acids)
Molecular function (GO): ATP binding; RNA helicase activity; nucleic acid binding
Source: RefSeq, a predicted model, not a curated record
CCACCCCCCCUUCCCGCCAAAAGCGCACGGCGCUCAUUGUUUGUGACUAGAGGCUGAUUUCUUUGUCGGAGCGCGGAGAAAAAACUUCAGACUAGAGUGUCUCUCUACACUCACACUGGAAACUUUUUCACUUGAAGAACUAGCUUUUCUAUGAGCUGAGCGCGGAAGCUUCCAUACAGAGUGUUCCACGUGGCCCUCCUUCACACUUCUAUAGAGUGUUCCUCCGCCAUUUGUGUCGUCACGGCGUGGCGGCAAUACUGGAUAUCUCAACAUUUACCUCAAAUUUCUUAAUCUGCCUUAAAGCAUUAAGCAUUUGAAAUCAUGGAGGACUGGGAAGAGGACCAGGAUAUUGCUGAAUGUGCGACAGUGAGCAAUGGAAAAGUAUGGAACUCUGAUCAAAAGUGUUUUGUUAGUCAAAAUGGGAGUGAAGACAGUUCCUGGAACAGUGUUUAUGCUGGUAGAGGAGGGGGUGACUGUAACUUCUCUGGAGACAGGAGUUACAGGGGAAGAGGUAGAGGAAGAAGUCAAGGCAGAGGAGCACCAAGAGGCCUUAGAGGAGGGUUCACAGACCCCUCUUUAGGGUUCGGAGGUUAUAUUAGAGGAAGAGGUGGCCCAGGAGGCAGGGAGCCACCAGGGAACUACAGUGAGGCAAGUAACAGCGAGGCCAGGAAUAGAGGACGUAGAGGAGGUUUCAGAGGGGGAGGAUACCAAGGAAGGGAUGAAGAUGUAUUUGCUGAUAUUCAAGGUUUGUCUGAAAGUGACCAAAAGAGAGCUGUUGGAGAAGGUCUAGGUCCAAAAGUAACCUAUGUACCUCCUCCACCACCGGAGGAGGAGGAUUCCAUCUUUGCUCGCUAUGAAACUGGCAUCAACUUUGACAAGUACGAUGAUAUCCUGGUCGAGGUUAGCGGCCACAACCCUUCACAAGCCAUUGUGACGUUUGAGGAAGCUGGACUCUGUGAAUUGCUCAGCAGGAAUGUCAGCAAAUCAGGCUAUGUGAAACCCACGCCAGUUCAGAAACAUGGCAUCCCUAUUGUUCAGGCUGGACGAGACCUAAUGGCUUGUGCACAGACAGGGUCUGGGAAGACUGCUGCUUUCCUUCUGCCCAUUCUCCAGAAGCUGCUGACAGAUGGUGUUGCUGCUAGCAGAUUCAGCGAGAUUCAGGAGCCCAGUGCCAUCAUUGUGGCCCCAACUAGAGAACUUAUCAACCAGAUCUACCUGGAGGCCAGGAAGUUUGCCUUUGGGACAUGUGUGCGCCCUGUUGUUGUGUAUGGAGGAAUAAGCACAAGCUAUACAAUUCAAGAGGUGUUGAAAGGCUGCAACAUAUUAUGUGGUACGCCUGGAAGGCUAUUGGAUAUUAUCAGACGGGGAAAGGUUGGGCUCAGCAAGGUUCACUACCUGGUGCUGGAUGAGGCGGAUCGUAUGCUGGACAUGGGGUUUGAACCUGACAUGCGUAGACUGGUGGCUUCCCCAGGGAUGCCUUCUAAAGAACACCGACAGACCCUCAUGUUCAGCGCUACUUACCCUGAAGACAUCCAGAAGCUUGCAGCAGAGUUCCUAAAGGUCAACUAUCUUUUCCUUACUGUUGGUCAAGUGGGUGGGGCUUGCAGCGAUGUUGAGCAGCAUGUGCUCAUGGUGACCCAGUAUUCCAAAAGAGAUCAGCUGUUGGAGAUCCUAAGAACAACAGGUACAGAGCGCACAAUGGUCUUUGUAGAAACCAAAAGAAAAGCAGACUUCAUUGCAACAUUCCUUUGUCAGGAGAAAAUACCUACCACAAGCAUUCAUGGUGACCGGGAACAGCGGGAGCGUGAGCUGGCCCUGGGUGACUUUAGGUCUGGCAAAUGUCCCGUCCUUGUGGCCACCUCUGUUGCUGCCAGAGGACUGGACAUUGAACAUGUCCAGCAUGUGGUGAACUUUGACCUUCCAUCCACCAUCGAUGAGUAUGUCCAUCGCAUUGGUAGGACUGGCCGGUGUGGGAAUACAGGGAGAGCAGUGUCAUUCUUUGACCCAGGAACUGACACUCCACUUGCUCGUUCCCUGGUUAAGGUUCUUUCUGGAGCCCAACAGGAGGUGCCUUCAUGGCUGGAGGAAAUAGCCUUUGGCGCACAUGGCACCACAGGGUUUAGUCCUCGUGGGACUGUCUUUGCUUCUGUAGAUACCCGUGAAGGGGGAUUUUUCCAGAAAGAGAACCAGCAACACAAUGUUCAGAAACGCAGUGUUCAACAUCAAAUAGCUGAAGAAGACUGGGAAUGAAUCCUUUACUUUUGUUGGAUUACUGAAAAUUGUUUUCAUUGGUUUUGCACAUUUAUAUUUGCAAACUUGUGUGCUUCAGAAUUAUAGGUAUGCUAAGUUAAACCUUUCAACAGGUAAUAUUUGGGUAAUGUUAAGUAUCUUAAGUUGCUUGAGUAACUUGACUAGAAUUUUGACAUUGGGAAGAAAUGCAGCUUCACAGAAUUGUUUACAUAACUUUUUUUUUUUUGGGGGGGGGGGUCUAAAUUUGCAUACAUCACUGCUACUUCUACAAAUUUUUGUUAGAGGUUGAAUUAAAAUUAGAAAUGCUUAUGUCUACAGUAUUCAUGCUGUUGUCUGUUGACCCAGAGGACACAUUCAGAUCAUACUGUCUUGCAGCUUUCACUAAAUGUAAUGUUCUGUUUCAGGUUAUAAUCAAUAAAUGACAAAUUUUCA